Penicillium longicatenatum is the source of this 2373-nucleotide messenger RNA. RefSeq names its product WD repeat PLAP family protein. The record is from RefSeq and is a predicted model, not a curated record. Gene Ontology annotation, cellular component: cytoplasm; nucleus. Gene Ontology annotation, molecular function: ubiquitin binding. NCBI's taxonomy places the organism in Eukaryota, Fungi, Ascomycota, Eurotiomycetes, Eurotiales, Aspergillaceae. Bases 1 to 2373 code for a protein of 790 amino acids. Gene Ontology annotation, biological process: ubiquitin recycling; proteasome-mediated ubiquitin-dependent protein catabolic process. The transcript is spliced from 3 exons.
AUGCCUGACUUCAAGAUCUCCGCUUCUCUUGAGGGUCAUGGCGAUGAUGUUCGCGCCGUGACCUUCCCCAACCCCAAUGCGGUAUUUUCAGCCUCUCGUGAUGCCACAGUCCGCCUCUGGAAGCUUGUCUCGACUCCACCCCCCACCUACGAUUACAACAUCACAGCCCAUGGCCAAGCAUUUAUCAACGCCUUAACCUACCUUCCACCAUCAUCCGAAUAUCCCGAGGGUCUCAUACUUUCAGGUGGUCAAGAUACAAUUAUCGAAGCUCGGCAACCUGGCAAGAAUGCGGAUGAUAAUGCAGAUGCUAUGUUACUCGGCCAUGGACACAAUAUCUGCGCGUUGGAUGUCUCUCCAGAUGGCCAGUGGGUUGUGAGUGGUAGCUGGGAUUCAACAGCUCGUCUCUGGAAGGUUGGCAAGUGGGAAACCGAAGUGGUGCUUGAAGGACAUGAAGGCAGUGUUUGGGCUGUCUUGGCUUAUGAUAAAGACACCAUUAUCACCGGCUGUGCCGACCAAAUGAUCCGUGUAUUCAACACAUCAGGAACGCUCCUCGGAAGCAUCAAGAACUCCAAUGAUGUCGUUCGAGCUCUGUGCAAAGUUCCCGCGUCAAACCCAAGUGGAGCUCAUUUUGCAUCUGCUAGUAAUGAUGGAAUUAUUCGACUUUACACUUUGAAGGGUGACCUACUCGCUUCGCUUCACGGUCACGAGAGCUUCGUCUACUCCCUUGCUGCAUUGCCUUCAGGCGAGCUUGUCAGUGCGGGAGAAGAUCGGACCGUUCGUGUCUGGAACGGAACGCAGUGCGUGCAAACCAUUACACAUCCUGCCAUCUCGGUAUGGAGUGUCGCAGCGUGUAAAGAAACCGGCGAUAUCGUCACUGGUGCUAGUGACCGCAUUACUCGCGUUUUUAGCAGAAACCCAGAACGACAGGCGGCGCCGGAUGUCAUCCAACAGUUUGAUCAAGCAGUUAGAGAGUCAGCAAUUCCGGCUGAACAGGUUGGGAAAGUUAACAAAGAACAGCUCCCCGGUCCAGAAUUUCUACAGCAAAAGUCAGGAACGAAGGAGGGUCAGGUACAGAUGAUCCAUCAAGGAGAUGGCAGUAUCACUGCCCAUACUUGGUCCUCUGCGACCCAGGAAUGGAUCGCUGUUGGUACAGUGGUUGAUUCAGCAGGAAGCAGUGGUCGCAAGACAGAGUAUCUAGGACAAGAGUACGACUACGUCUUUGAUGUUGAUAUUGAAGACGGCAAGCCUCCGCUCAAGCUCCCUUAUAAUGUUUCACAAAACCCCUACGAAGCAGCAAACAAGUUCAUUGGUGACAAUGAGCUACCCAUCUCAUAUCUGGAUCAGGUUGCGAAUUUCAUUACACAGAAUACCCAAGGCGCCACCCUUGGGCAGUCCCAAGAGCCCGUAACUGAAGGCGCAGACCCUUGGGGCUCAGAUCGACGAUACCGCCCCGGAGACGGGGACGCUUCAGCCGCCCAAACCCAAGCGCCACCUGCUCCGCAACCACGCCCUCAAGUUCUACCCCAAAAGACUUAUCUCUCAAUCCGUUCUGCCAAUUUGAAGGUCAUCGCAAAGAAGUUGCAGGAACUGAAUGAGAAGGUCUUGGCCGAAGCUGGGAAGGAUAUUGCCUUGGAUCCGACGGAGAUUGAAGCUGUAGUUGCUCUAUGUACCCAGUUAGAGUCUUCUGCACAGCUUCCGGAUUCACCUGUUGUGGUGUCUGGAAUUCCAUUGAUUUUCAGAAUCGCAACUGCCUGGCCCGAAUCCACCAGACUUCCUGGACUGGAUCUCCUCCGUCUGCUCGCUGCUGCUGCACCAUUCACCGCGUCCGCGGAAUACAACGGCAACAACCUUGUGUCUGGAAUUAUCUCCAGUGGGGUCUUCGACUCGCCUAUCAACGUUAACAACGCGAUGCUCACCAUUCGAAUGCUUGCAAACCUCUUCGAGACCGAUUCUGGUCGUAACUUGGCCAUGAGCACAUUCGACCAAAUUGUCACUGCGGUCAAAUCUGUUUUGGCAAACAGUGGAGAAUCGCCAAACCGCAACCUCACCGUUGCCACUGCGACAUUGUACAUCAACUUUGCCGUAUACAUCACUUCCGAAGGCAGGGAACAGGAUCCUGACUCCGCAGAGCGGGGUUUAGUGCUUCUCGAGGAGCUCACCAAGAUUAUUGCCAAAGAAAAGGAUUCUGAGGCUAUCUACCGAGCACUCGUCGCUUUGGGUACUUUGGUGAAAGCUUUGGGCACUGAAGUUCAGAGUGCCGCCAAGGAGAUCUACGAACUUAACAAUAUCCUCGCCCGGGUUUCUGGUUUGGCUGCAGGAAAAGAACCGCGGGUGAAGGGCAUUAUCGGGGAGAUUCGCGACUUGGCUCUUUAA